Molecule: messenger RNA, 564 nt
Organism: Hibiscus syriacus
Lineage: Eukaryota; Viridiplantae; Streptophyta; Magnoliopsida; Malvales; Malvaceae
Product: 60S ribosomal protein L6, mitochondrial-like
Exons: 2
Coding region: 98-406 (102 amino acids)
Biological process (GO): translation
Cellular component (GO): ribosome
Molecular function (GO): rRNA binding; structural constituent of ribosome
Source: RefSeq, a predicted model, not a curated record
GUCUCCCUUCGCAGAACACCGCCAGCCUCGCCCUCUCUUGACCUUCAAGUUUCUGGCAGACCGAGAAAUUUAAAUAAGGUGGUGGUUUUCGAUCAUCAUGGAAGCUAAAUUCUUUCGGUUUCUUAAAAUUGUCGGAGUUGGUUACAAAGCCCGAGCUGAAGCUGAGGGAAGACUCCUAUUUCUGAAACUAGGAUACAGUCAUGAGGUCGAACUUACUGUUCCUCCUGCUGUUCGUGUUUUCUGCUUCAAAAACAAUGUUGUUUGCUGCACCGGACUCGACAAGCAGAGGGUGCAUCAGUUUGCCGCUACGGUUCGAAGUUGCAAGCCUCCAGAAGUUUACAAAGGCAAAGGUAUAAUGUACAUUGACGAAGUUAUCAAGAAGAAACAAGGUAAAAAAUCAAAAUGAUUUGUUGGAAGUGCUUGGUUUUACUUGGUGGAAUUGCAUUGUUUAACUUGGAAACUUGGUUGAAUAUCUGAACAAAAUGUAGUAGGCAUGUUGGAAUCCUUGGCAUCUAUGCAACAAUUUUUAGGGGUUUUCAAUAAAGCACUUUGUUUUGAUGUGUU